Messenger RNA from Parathielavia appendiculata, 1535 nucleotides. RefSeq names its product carbohydrate esterase family 15 protein. Lineage: Eukaryota; Fungi; Ascomycota; Sordariomycetes; Sordariales; Chaetomiaceae. The record is from RefSeq and is a predicted model, not a curated record. The transcript is spliced from 3 exons. The coding region runs from base 282 to 1535 and encodes 417 amino acids.
UGGGAGUCUAGCAUUAGAUCUUGCUGUCACAGGUAUUUGAGUGCCGAUCCAAUAUGGAUAAACUGACUGCAUCAUGGGUUACAAUCAAGGAACUCCACUGAGCCAGGAUUGAGGUUUAGCCACCCGGGCGACGGGACUCUCGGGGAAUAGUUCAGAUCCCGGCCUCACAUGGAGUCCCGAACGGAUAUAGCCUGACAAUCUCCUGCGUUCCUUGUGCCAGCACGCUGUCCGGGCGGGCCAGCAUCUUCAAUCGCAGGAAACACAGAGCCUAAUCCUUGCCCAUGGGGCCCUUGCCAUACAUCCUCAUAGCUGCCGCGCUCGGCAGCGCCGCCGCCAUCCCCCUGGAACCCCGGCAAGGCAGCAACAGCACAAUCCAAUGCGCGCCAGUCCCCUCCCCCUUCCCAAGCUGGCAGCAACUCCCACAGCAAUCCACCCUACCCGACCCUUUCCUGCCGCUCAAGUACACCACACCAGACAAUGCGCGGGACGCGAUGGCGGGCAGGGGCCAGGGGCGGGUACAGACACGCGACGAGUGGUACCAGUGCCGGCAGCCCGAGAUCGUGCAGAUGCUGCAGGAGUACCAGUACGGCUAUUACCCGGACCCGAGCGAGGAGAAAGUGGCGGCCACGCGGAGCGGCGGCAACACGCUCAACAUCGAGGUGACGGGUCCCGGAGGCAAGACGGGCCGGUUCAAAGCGACCAUCACGCUGCCGUCCGGCGCGUCGCCGGCCAAGCCUGCGCCGGUCGUGAUCAAUAUCGGGGGCAUGCAGAAUCAGCCGUAUCUGAGCGCGGGAAUUGCGAUUGCGCAGUUUGAUUAUACCUCGGUUGCGCCGGAUAGCAAUGCGAAGACGGGGGCAUUCUGGAUUAUCUACAAAGGGAGGGAUAUUGGGGUGUUGACAGCGUGGGCCUGGGGUUUCCACCGCACGCUCGACGCCAUCAACAUGACGGUGCCCGAGAUCGACGCGACGCGCGUCGGUGUGACGGGCUGCUCGCGGUUGGGCAAGGCGGCGUUGGCAGCUGGGCUGUUCGACAAGCGCAUCACGCUGACAAUGCCCAUGUCAUCCGGGGUGCAAGGGCUGGGUCCGUAUCGGUACUACAGCAUGAGCGGCCAGGGCGAGAACCUCGAGAACAGCAAGCAGGGCGCCGGCUGGUGGACCAACAGCAGGCUGGGCACUUUUGUCAACCACGCCGAGAACCUGCCGUACGACGCGCACACCAUCGCGGCGGCCAUCGCGCCCAGGGCGCUCGUCAUGGACCAAGGCACGGGCGACCAGUUCGUCAACAGCAAGGGCACUGCUGUUGUUAUUUACCCGGCGGCCAAAGUCGUCUAUGACUGGCUCGGCGUGGGAGACAAGAUCGCCAUCAGCGUGCGCGGGGGCGGGCACUGCGACAUGAGCGGGUUCACCUCGAUCCUGCCAUACGUCCAAAAGAUCUUCUUUGGCACGCCGACGACCAAAGACUUCAACAGCCUGGGCUCGUAUGGGUCGCCCGUGUCGACGGCGUUCCCGUGGGCGACGGCAGUUCCAAAGGCAUAA